GCAGCAGUAUCGCAGCGAGCAGGAGCCACAGCACACUGUGGCGUCCGUAGUGUCAAAGUCCUCCGGACACUGGAAACCAUCAUGGUAAUUCCCAUUACCGUCAAGCCAGCCGUGGCAGUACUCUCCCUGUGCGUCCGAUAUCCGCAGAUUCCAGGUAAGAUAUCCCAGCAGCAGGCAGCUCAGCAGGCGCACCAUCCCGGCGAGCCGCUACAGAUCCCUGCGUCCAGUGCGCUUCAGCUCCGCGACCACCGAUUGAGCCCGGGCCAGGAAGUCUUCAUCGGGGCUACUUCACUUGAAGGCAGGUCUGCCCAUCCCUUCAUCCAGAAAAUCUGCCGUUUGGAAACUACUGAUGUGGCGCCCCCUUCUGGCGGUGCAAACUUUUAUGCCUGCAGGCUACCAGACACCAUCCCCUGUCUUUAAAAUUAAGAUUUACAUUAUAAAGCUCCAGUCUGUCUGUGGAGCCUUUCUGGCAUUAGCUCUCAUGUUCCUCCUUGAUGCUUUGAGCUCAGUAGCAAAAUGGCCUCUGCCUUUUCAUUCGUCGUAUUUCGUUGAGCCUUUUUUUUUUUCUUCUCAUUUUUCACAUUGUAAAACUGCUGUAGCGCCCCGUUGUUCUCUGUGUGGAUGGCGUGGCUACAAAGGAGGCAGGCAGCGGCGCGCAAGUCCCGCCUGUAUUCCCCUUUGGAGGAGUCUCAGUGUCUGCGCUCCCGACUGGGGAUUGGCGCGGCUGCUUGUCAGUAAAUGAGCCCACCCUUCUGUAUGUGGGGAAACCGAGCCAGACAGUGACGGACCUGACCCCCCGGUUAUCAGCUGCCUGUCACACCAGCACCGACCCAGAGCCGUCUGCCGUGCUGUGACACCUGGCAGGGAUGGAGGGAGAGAUGCAGCCCGCAGACGAAGGACCCUGUGCCCCCAAAAUGUGCAGACAGCAGCGGGGUCCGUACAGCACCCUGAAAACCUUCCAGAGCAGACGCUGGGCGGGCAAGACGCGCUUUGACAGGUCCAGUGUGGUGGAGGUGCCUCUGUUUGGCGAUGGGCAUCACUUCACUUUCCAACCCGAGCAGACGCACCAUUUCCAGCCCCUCCAUCACCAUCACCAACACCAACAACACCAGCAGCAGCAGCAGCGUCUGCAGCAGCUUCACCAAAGCAGUGUCGCCAUCAGCAGUAGCCAGCAGCAUCACCAGACUCCCCAGCAGCAGCAGCAGCAUCGUUUCCCAUGUGAGAGCAGGCCCAGCAGCAGGGUCCCGACAUCCACCUCAGCGCCGGCGGGCAGCGUGGCGGCCGCAGUGUCUCCUGGUACCCUGGAGGGGCGCUCCAACGGCGGCAGAUCAGAGCCCAGGUUUUCCCCUGACUGCACCUUUGGAAUCAGCUCAGAGAAUCGUCUUAUCCUGGAUGCCUUCGCCCAGCAGUGCAGCCGAGUCCUCAGCCUCCUCAACAACGGCCGUCUCCUGGAAUCCUCCUCCUCUAUUAACUCAAGCAUAAAGCUGGAAGAUGGUCCAGGGGAGGUCCAGGGUGUUCACUGCUCCAAGCCUGAGGAGAGCUCCUCCACCACAGACCCAGAGGAGGAGGCCCAACAAAGCCAUUUGAACCAACAACAGACCUCUGCUGUUCUUCGCAUCUUUACAGACUCCUUACAGAACUAUCUGCUGACGGGGCCUCCGCAGAAUCAGCAGCAACAUCUGACUGUGAGUCUGGAGGAGGAGCCGUGUCCGUCAGCUGAGCCCGGCUCAGGGGUGUCCCCUCAGAGACACAACCUAGGGGGCUGGGGCUCGCCAACUCCGUCAGACUCGUAUGGCCACCCAUCAUCCACUCUGCCAGAGGAGGAAGAGGAGGAGGAGAACUGUUGUCCACGCUGCUUGGAGCUGGAGCAGGAGGUGCUGUCUCUGCAGCAGGAGAACGAGGAGCUCCGCAAUAAGUUGGAAAAUUUCCCAGUCCCCUGUCAAAAUGUCCUCGAUUACUUUAAGACUGUUCUUGAGUUUAACAACCAGCUGGUUCAGCCGAUGCCGGAGGAGCAGCUCACUGAGGAAGAAGAGCGACAAACGGUUUUUGAGGGCAGCAAGCAGCUCCUGGAGAACUACCCUCUCUUCAUCUCAAACAAGCAGUGGGAUGAAGCCGUGAACUCCUCUAAGAAAGAUGGCCGACGACUGCUGCGCUACUUGAUUCGUUACGUCUUUACCACAGAUGAGCUCAAGUUCUCCUGUGGUUUGGGUAAAAGGAAGCGCUCGGUCCACUCAGGAGAUCCAGGCCUGGAGAGACGGCCGCUCAACCCUGUGAAAGUCAGCUGCCUCAGAGAGUUUAUCCGGAUGCACUGUGCCUCAAACCCUGACUGGUGGAUGCCGUCAGAGGAGCAGAUUAACAAAGUGUUCAGCGAUGCCGUGGGUCACGCUCGUCAGGGCCGAGCCGUCGGCACGUUCAUGUGCAGCAGCGGCAGCAGCACCAGCAGCCUCUACAUGGACGGCUUCGAUGGACAUCUGUCACAGGACGAAAUGUACCUGAAAGGAUGCCAGAACGGCCAAUCAGACUAAAGUUACGGAGGAACAGCCUGAAAAUAGCAAAAGCCUGAAAUGUAGCCGUACAACAACAUAUCCCAAAACACAGACCUUAACCUGUAACUUUACACAGUGAAGAAAACAUUCCAGACGUCUCUCAGACACAUCACUACAGUUCUCUGGAGCAGUCCCCAUGUUUGUUUGUUUGUUUGUUUGUUUGUAGCUUUUCCACAUUUUUACUCUUUUGAUUUUGUUCAGUCAAAAUUUGACCCUGAAAAGGGAUUUAAACACAACAUUUAAGUCUUCCAUUUUCUACUUCUUCUUUCAUGUUUUGAGGGUUCAUGUCAUCAUCAAGGGAGUAUUUUGGAUUAUUUUGACUUCUGUUUUGAGGGAUGGCGUCCCUGUGAGUUUUUCUCAGUUUACAUGCAUACCUUAAGUAAUAAUAAAACCCCUUCUAACUAAGAAAAGUGUUCUCAAACAGAAAAUCUUCAAUGCAGCUUCAUAUUGGCUCAAUGAAGGAUUGGUGAAAGCUGUUUUUUUAACUUCCUACAGCAGCUUUUGGAUAAAACAACUUAAAGAACUCUCAAAGACACCUUCAGUGUUAUAUCCACCUUUUAUCUAAAUACUCAUUUACUUCCUGCUUUGACCACAUUUGGUUUCUCCUGUCAUUUCUCCAAAAAGGGUUUUAAUCACUUAGAGGCAUGUUUGUAGAAAAAGAGGAGACACAAGUGAAGUCAGAUGCCAAGUUCUUCAUUUGAUUUGCUCUGUGGAAGAUUGUUUGUUCAUCUUAACACAAGAAGUCUUGUAUGAAUCCAACAGAAAGAUAAUAUAUUACAUUUUACAUUCCAUGUUUUCAUACAAGACUUUUGAGUCAGGGUGAAUGUCUCUUUGCUAAGGCAGCUGCCAUACGAUAAAGCCUUACACUGGACUCCAGACUUUCACAGGUUAACAUGUUGAUGCUUUGUGUUCUUUCUGUCAUGUUGUCACAGCUGAACUUUUUUAAUAGAGACAGAACAUUUCACUUUAAAAUGAUGAUCUUGACCCAAGUAGAAGAUGUCGAGCACUUAUUUCUCCUAAAGCUCUUAUUUGCACUUUUCCACGUCUCACUGUGGCUCAAACUGUCCUCCAAUGAAAACUGAAUUAACCAUUUAUUUGUUGGACUUUGUUUUUGUUACUUCAUCGAUCUGUUUUCUACGUUUGAAUGUACCAGAUUUCCUCAGUCAGUUUGCCACGUCGAGUUGACAGUGCUGUGUAAAUGUGUAAUAUAAAGUACAGUAUUGUGUGAGCUGUUCUACCAUGUCUCUCUCUCUCUCCCUCUCUCUUAAAAGCCAAGUAGAAAAGUGCCACAGAAACCUUAAACAGUUGGAUUCUGUCGUUGUGUUGCUGUUUUGAAUGUGAGCAUUUAUUUGUUAUUUACUCCUCGACCCUCAAAGUGGCUGUUAUCAACAUCAACACUGUGAAACAUGGUUAAGAUUUCUACAAAUCUAAGAGCUUCUGUUGUUUUUAUUUAUUAUAAAUAAAAUAAGCACUUAAGCUGAA
Notolabrus celidotus (New Zealand spotty) is the source of this 4028-nucleotide messenger RNA. RefSeq names its product BEN domain-containing protein 4. Lineage: Eukaryota; Metazoa; Chordata; Actinopteri; Labriformes; Labridae. Gene Ontology annotation, molecular function: DNA binding. The record is from RefSeq and is a predicted model, not a curated record. The transcript is spliced from 8 exons. The coding region runs from base 867 to 2525 and encodes 552 amino acids.